Molecule: messenger RNA, 1771 nt
Organism: Colletotrichum phormii
Lineage: Eukaryota; Fungi; Ascomycota; Sordariomycetes; Glomerellales; Glomerellaceae
Exons: 3
Coding region: 115-1548 (477 amino acids)
Biological process (GO): protein stabilization; protein folding
Cellular component (GO): cytoplasm
Molecular function (GO): protein-folding chaperone binding; heat shock protein binding; protein kinase binding
Source: RefSeq, a predicted model, not a curated record
AUCAAAAUCCAGAACAUUCCACUCAACAACAUCGCUUUCAAAGUCAACAAUCGAAGCCCACAUCAACUGGAGGCAAUCACCCAUCUGCAUCAUAUUGUUGAAGCACCCGUUAAGAUGCCCGUCGACUACAGCAAAUGGGACGCGCUGGAGCUCAGCGACGACUCGGACGUCGAGGUCCAUCCCAACGUCGAUAAGCGCUCCUUCAUUCGAGCGAAGCAGAACCAAAUCCACCAGGAGCGACUGCAGCGCAAGCACCAGAUCGAGACGCUCAAGUACGAGCGCAUCAUCAACGAUGGCCUGAUGAAGCGCAUCUCCAACCUCUUGGACGCCCUCAAGUCCCAUGCCUCCGAGGCCGAGACCCGCAACCCAGGUGAGGUCGCCUUCCAGGCCGUCAUGGAAUCCGCCGGCAAGCCCGAAGACGACCAGCCGCCUCCGCGCCCCGAGGGAAUCCACGCCGACUCGGAGCCGCUGCCUAGCUUCUCCAAGAUGAUGGCCGUGCUGCUGGACCAGGUCAACAAGGAACUGGACGAGAAGAAGCCCGAGAACCGCUACAAGGCUAUGCUCGAGGGUGUCGAGGGCCACCUGACGAAGGUGCAGAAUCUGCAAAAGGAGCUGUUUGCCAAGCUGGCCGAGCUGGAGAAGGAGGAGGGACGCAAGAUCACGAGCGAGGGCAUCCACACCGGCUUCGACAGCUCGCACGUCAACAAGUCCAAGGACACGGAGAAGAAGGAGGAGCAGCGCAAGCCGGAGCUCCUGAACCCCAAUUUUGACAUGACACAGUCCCUUCCGGCCAAGUCGACCCAAUCGUACGACGACGAUGAGGAGAUUGAGGCAUCGCCCGCCGCCAAGAAGUUUGCGCAGAUCAAGGCCGAAGAUUACACAUCCAGCGCGCAGUACCUUUCCAAGAACCCGCAGAUCCUGACGGAGCGGGAGACGGACGGCCUUCUUGUCCUCGCCUUUGACGCCGCUCUCGAGAGCAAGGACGACUUUUGCCGGCAGUGCGUACACCAGGCGCUGCUGUUGCAGUACUGCAGAGCGCUGGGCAAGGACGGCGUGGGCAUGUUCUUCAAGCGCAUCACGACCAAGGGCCACCAGGCGCAGGAGGUGUUCUUCAAGGACGUGCAGGACACUUACGGCAAGAUCAGAAACCGGGCGCGGGAGAUUGUCAGGGAGCGCGCCAGCGAGCCCGAGGGCGUGGAGCAGAUCCAGCUGCACGCGGUGGAGCCCGGCACGGAGAUCAAGAUUACGAUCCCGCCCAAGGACAGCGAGGACCCCGCCGUGAAGGAGGGUCGGGAUAUUUUUGAGACAUUCAGCGCGGAUUUCCGGAAGGCUCUGGAGAGUGGCAGUCUGGAUGAGGUCAACAAGGUGUUGGGCAAGAUGAAGGUCGAAGAGGCUGAGGAUAUCGUCGGCAAGCUUGGAGACGCCGGCAUCUUGAGUCUGGAGGAGCAGAUUAUCGACGCCACGACGGAAGAGGGCCAGAAGGCGCUCAAGGACAUGGAGGCGGCGCAGGCCGGUUCCGAGUCCGGAUUCGCGCCGGACCCUGAAUAAAUGAGGGGGAAAGGAAGCAUUCGUACGUCGACUAGAGCCGGAACAUGGGGCAGGGUCAGAGCACAUUGCGCAGACUCCGCAAGAGAAGAAGUGUUGGCUGGCGCAAAGGCAUUAUGAUGAACAAACUCAUGAACACGGGAGGAUGGUCUGUCUGGUCCAGUAGUCACUGAGUAAGCAGAUUAGAAAGAUUCAGAGACAUAAUACAUCAACAUUCUGAGCAUUG